Molecule: messenger RNA, 906 nt
Organism: Rotaria sp. Silwood1
Lineage: Eukaryota; Metazoa; Rotifera; Eurotatoria; Philodinida; Philodinidae
Source: the annotation of a GenBank genome assembly
AUGUCUUCUUUGCCUACAAUAACACCAACACCGCCACUUUCUGGUCCUGUCACAAAUUCCGUUUCACUUACGCUUGCUGAUAUUAACGCUUAUCGUGAAAAUGGUUAUUAUGUUAUACCUAAUCUUCUUUCUCCUUCGCAACUUAAACAAUGGCGAACAAUCAUAUUUAGUGCAAUAAAAGAUCGAGCCGAGAGAAAGUAUAAAUUUCCUACAGUGAAUGAAGAAGAUCAUACCAAUAUUGAUUUCGAUUAUUAUGAUAAUGUCUUUACACAGAGUGUUAAUCUGUGGCAAACACAUGAUUCUGUCAAGCAAAUUUUAUUAGAAAGUGGAGAAGUUAUUGGAAAAAUUGCUGCUGAAUUAGAAGGUAUUGAUUGUGUUAGAAUUUGGCAUGAUCAAGCCUUAAUUAAAGAACCAUUUGCAAAUCCUACGGCCUGGCAUCUUGAUGUUCCAUAUUGGUCGUUUACUUCUUUACAUGCAAUAAGUGUCUGGAUAGCAUUAGACGAUGCAACAUUGGAAAAUGGUUGCAUGUAUUUUAUGCCUGGAUCACAUAAAGUUACCGAACGUCAUUAUUAUGUAGCAAAUAAUACUUUUCCGGAAAUAAAGAUUGGUAAAAAUCUUUCUGAUAUAUUUAAUACUUAUUCCGAGCUAAAGCAAUGGCCAACAGUGGCUGUACCUAUGAAGGCAGGAAGUGCUUCAUUUCAUAGUGGUCUUUUAAUUCAUGGUGCCGGUGCUAAUAUGACAUCAGAAAGAAGAGCUGCAAUGGCGAUUCAGAUGAUGCCGGAUAAUAUGAUAUUUAAUGGUAAACAGAAUAUUUUAACAAAGAAACAGAUGAAUGAAUUAAGAAUAGGUGUAUCUGUUUUCAAUGAUGACAAUCUUAAUCCAAUAUUGUACAAAAAUAUUAAAUAA